Molecule: messenger RNA, 281 nt
Organism: Rhizophagus irregularis DAOM 181602=DAOM 197198
Lineage: Eukaryota; Fungi; Glomeromycota; Glomeromycetes; Glomerales; Glomeraceae
Source: RefSeq, a predicted model, not a curated record
GACUAAUGAAUUUUUCACCAUCUGUAAAUGUUUUAUUAGUCUUCCCCUUUUUAAUCUUUUCUGUAUUAGAUAAGAAGUUAGUAUUAAGCAAAUAUAUACACUGUACAAAACUUUAUUUACUCACGUCGUGGCGUCUGGUAUUGGAAUGUUUUCUUUUUUCUUGCAAUUUUUUUCUUGACGAUGACCGAUUCUUUUUAAGGUGCUCUUCACGUCGAUGACGAUGAAGGGAGUAAAUUAUAUCAUAUAAAAUUUCGUUAGAAAUAGGAAAUAUAUUAUUAUUA